Messenger RNA from Exserohilum turcica Et28A, 1146 nucleotides. RefSeq lists its product as uncharacterized. Lineage: Eukaryota; Fungi; Ascomycota; Dothideomycetes; Pleosporales; Pleosporaceae. The coding region runs from base 1 to 1146 and encodes 381 amino acids. The record is from RefSeq and is a predicted model, not a curated record. The transcript has 2 exons. Gene Ontology annotation, molecular function: dioxygenase activity.
AUGGCAUCCCCACCACCACUCGAAACAUUCACCAACCUCCCCAUCCUACCCCUCAGCGCGGCCCUGUCUCCCGACACAAAACCCCAGUUCCUGGCCGACCUGCGCUCCGCCCUGCUGCACGUCGGCUUCCUCUAUCUGACCGACACGGGUUUGCCCGACGACGUGGUGCACGGCGUUGUGCGCGAGUGCGUCGCCUUUUUCGACACGCUGCCGCUGCACCAAAAGGAGCGCAUUGAGAUGAAGAAUGAAAAGAGUUUUCUGAGCUGGUCGAGGGUCGAUAAUGAGACCACGGCUUUGAAUCCAGACCAUCGAGAGCAACUCGACCUCUCUACUCCGCACCCUGUUCCCGGCCCUGAUGCCCCCAUCUAUCACAACCUUCUCGCCCCAAACCAAUGGCCAUCGCCAGACUAUCUGCCAGACUUCCGGCCAGUGUACGAAGACUACAUACGACGCAUGUCGCACAUUGCUACCUUGUUCACGUCGCUCAUUGCCGAGGCCAUUGGGCUUCCCCCUACCGCGUUUGACAAGUUCUUUGACCCGGACCAACAGCACAAGCUUAAGAUUGUCAAGUAUCCCGAGGUACAUGUGCCCGACCUGCCGCCAGGAGCCACUGAGAUGGAGCGGAAAAAGUGGGAGGUCAAGCGGCAAGGCGUUGGCCCACACAAGGAUAGCAUGCUAACCAGCUAUCUGCUGCAAGCGUCCAAUCAACGGGGACUGCAGGCGCAAAAUGCGAGAGGCGAGUGGAUAGACUGUCCGCCCAUACCAGGCACUCUGGUAGUGGCUAUAGGACAGGGCAUGGAAGCCUUGACGGACGGCGUCUGCGCGUCAACCACGCAUCGAGUCCUCAGUCCACGCAAGGGAGAAGGGGCACGGUACUCUGUGCCCUUCUUCCAGGGCGUAAGCUACGACGCGCGGUUUGAGGCCAUGGACGUGCCCGACGAGGUAGUGCGGCUGCGGGACGAGGCUCGGAAGCAGCCAAGGGACGACGUCGAGUUUACCUUUGUCAAGGGGCGAUGGGGCCACCUGGGCGAGGCGACGCUCAUGAACCGGAUCAAGAGCCAUCCUGACGUAGGCGAGCGAUGGUAUGCAGAGCAGCUGAAACAGAUUCGCGGGCAGCAGCAAGCAGCGAUGGUGACGAGGGCGUAG